CAUUGGCUGAUGCUGAAACCGACGACCUGCCUGUUCUGAAGAACCAAUGAACCGCAGGAGAGCUGGACGUCGCAUCUCUCACUCACAGAGGAGGGGUGCACCAUCAGGAGGACAGUGGAGACAGAUUAACAAAGAUCAGUGGCAAGAUGAAGGUACACCGCAGGUGAGAGAGGUGGUCGGGGAGGCGCAGAGACCCGGACAACAUGGAAGGGAAGCAGCGCCCAGAGGGACCUGCCAGACCAUGUGUCCGGCUCGCGAGCUUCGGAACCGCGAGGCUCAGAACCGCCUCCACCGUUUGGAGAUGUUACCAGGCACAGACAGAGAUCGCCGGCCGAGAGGAGACCCUCUGCGUGCCGUCAAGGAAUACUCCAGACCAGCAGCUGGGAAAGACUCGACAAACCCCGCUGAGCUCCGACCGCCUGCUGUGCUGCUGAAAACUGUGUGUUACCUUAUAGAUGAAAUUACUGCCUCCUCUCAUCAGCAUCCGUGGACUGAGGUGUACAGCUUCGUCUUUGAUCGGCUGCGCAGCGUGAAACAGGACAUGAUCAUCCAGAGGGUGUCUGGGUCGGACUGUGUGGCCAUUUUAGAGCGCACGGUGCGUUUCCUCAUCUACGCUUCCUACCGUCUUUGUGGCGAACCGCUGCGGCUCUACGACCCUCGCAUCAACGACACUCACCUGCAGGAAUACCUGAGUUGGCUGUUAGGCUGCUACGCAACUGGAUCAGAACCACACCCCAACCAGGAAGAGUUCCAGGCUCUCGCUUUGCUGUACAACUUGGGUUCAGUUCGUGCCACGCAGCACAUCUUGGAACUCCCAGAGCGACUCCGCAGCGCUCCAGCCAUCACGCUCGCUCUUUCCAUCAACCAGGCGUUUCUGGAGCGAAACCCCGUCCGUCUGCUCCGGUUGGCUGGCAGGCUGAACUUCCUGCAGACCUGUGCGCUUCACCGUCACCUGGCGGCGUGUCACAGAGAUCUGCUGCUGAUAUACAGCCACGGAUUCAGCAGCCGCAACUGUUGCUUCCCUCUGGAAAGACUUUCUCAGCUCUUGUCUUUGGACACGUUGCUUACAGCUCAACUCUGUCAGACGUACGGAGUCGAGGUCAACCAGGACAAGCAAGUGGUUUUCUCCAAAGCUGCUUUCUCUGAGCCAGAACAAGGAAAACUGCACUGUAAACUGUAUCACAGCAUAGUGUCUGAAAAACAGAAAGACCUGAUUGUUCAGAGCAUCAUUCACGGCUGCGCUUGAGACAGAAAAAGAGUAAAAACAGGGAAAUAGUCUGUUUCUCCUUUCCCCUCCACAGUGGCAUUUGCAGGGAAGGACGCUUAUUGGUAUCAUAUUUCUACUUAGUCUGACUUGCUGGAUGCAAGCUGCAGGUACAAUCCUACCAUUUCAGGUGGCUUUCUCCAUCCGGAUCUACAAUCUACAUGUUAACAUUUUCAUAAACAGUCUCACUACAGCAACAGCCUCCAAGCAAGCAGCCUACCACACUGAAAAUUUUAUGGAGGCUUUAAGGAUAAUGAGGUGCAGCAGGGCUACAAAUAAUACCCUGUUUUUUUUGGUAUUAAUAGAGAAAUUGUCUGGUUUUUCCACAUAGAACUCUCAGUAUAAUAUGGAGGGAAUUGAAAUGUUUUUUCAAAGACACUUCUUGAUAUCAUAUUUGUACUUAGUCUGACACAGAUUGUAGGUAGAAUCCUGCCAUUGGCUGUGAAUUUCAGGUGGCUUUCUCCUCCCUUAUCUACAGUCUAAAUGGUAACAUUUUUAAAAUCCGUCUCACUUCAACAACGAUCUCCAAGUGAGUAAUCUUCCACACUGAAAAUUUAAAGUAUUGUUAAGUAUUUUCUUUUUUUUUUUUGUAGAGUAGUGAGUUGUAGGGAGGCUUCAAGUAAUAUGAUGCUUUUUUUUUUUGGCAUUAAUCGGAAAAUUGUCUGUUAGCUCCACGUAGAACUGACAGUAAAAUAUGCAGGGAGCUGACAUCAGGUUGAAGGACACUUGUGGGCAUCGUGUUUCUACUCACUUGGUCCGACUCAGCAGAUGCAGGCUGACAGUGUGAGUGCCUUUCACACUGCUUUCUCCUCCCCUUCUGCUGUCUAUUGAUUAAACUUGAAAAUCGUUUUUAUUAUGGGAAACCUCAACAACAGACUCCAGAUUAGCAACUUACCGCACUGAACAUUUAAAGUUUUGCUGAGGAUUUGCUAGUUUGUUUGGUUUUUUUAGAUGAAUUAGAAAUUUUGAUCACAGUUCCCUAAUUCCCGCAUGCAAAUGUUACACCAAAACUUUUUUUCCGUCACUAUUUUUAGGGAACAUCAAAAUCCAGCCAUGGACUUAGCACCACAAACAAGAAAUACAAACAAGCCCAGCACUUUAUUUCCCCUACAGCAGAAUGAAAAUGACAUGCAGCAAGACUACAAGUAACGUGAGGGAUUAUUUGGUAUUCGUAGGGAAACAGUUUGCUCCACAGAGAGUUCACUGAAAUUUACAGGGAAUUCAAACCUUAUUCUCGGACACUUGCAAGCAUCAGAUUUCUACUCAUUUAACACAUAUCCGUAAAGCCAAGUUUCUCUUGUUGUCUGAGCCUCAUGGGUACAAAUUAUUUCUCUGGUGCAUAACACAUGUAUGUUUUUAUCAACAAAAUGUAUUUGAUUUUUAAGAAACAUAUCCAGGCUGUUGUCAAGCCGAUGGUCUGCUAGUUACCUGAGCAAAUGUCAACUUACUGUAAUGACUUUAAGAUGUGAAUUACUUUUAUAUCGCUGCCGUUUAUUGGUUAUAUUGAGCCGUUUAAAUAUUCUGUUGAUACCAUGUAAUGUUUUGUGUUGAUUUAUUCUACAGAAAUGCAGUAUUUUGGAAACAUUUCAAUAAAUGUUUGUUACCUCAGA
Molecule: messenger RNA, 2874 nt
Organism: Amphiprion ocellaris (clown anemonefish)
Lineage: Eukaryota; Metazoa; Chordata; Actinopteri; Pomacentridae
Gene: sac3d1
Product: SAC3 domain containing 1
Exons: 4
Coding region: 47-1246 (399 amino acids)
Biological process (GO): spindle assembly; centrosome duplication
Cellular component (GO): nucleus; centrosome; spindle
Source: RefSeq, a predicted model, not a curated record